CUUUACUUCACUCAGCUUCAUUGAAGACAACAAGACUUACAGGACCAAAGUCAUCAUGGAACGUGAGAGGCCAGUAAUCAUCAAUUCACGGAGCAGAUGCUACAAAGUGACCAGAGUGUGUCUGGGCCUGAUGUAUGUUCUCCUGCUGCCUGCCAUCACAGCGAUGCAUGUUACAUUGGAGAGUGAUCAGUCGCAGGCCAAUGCCAACAAGAUGAUGAAGGAAGACCAGUUAGAGCACUUAAAGACCAGUUAUGAGAAACUGAAGACAGAGAGAGACCAGUUACAAGCCAGUUACAAUAACCUUGCAACAGAGAGAGAUCAGUUACAGGACAAAGUGAAGGAAAUAACUAAAGAAAAAGACAAACUGGAGGCCCAUUUCAUCCUCACGAGAAUCCUAUUGGACCGGCUACAGAAGGAGAAAGAUGGACUUCAGAAGAGCUUCACUGAUCCUGGAAAUUUCAAGGUUGGAGACCGGGUCAGGGUGAAAGCCUCUGUUACUACUCCAAAAUACAAGUGGGGAAGUGCAUCUCACAGCAGUGUUGGUGUGGUUACAGAGGUUGGUGACGAAACUAUGAUGGUGGAUUUUCCUGAGCAUAAAUCUUGGAAGGCUGCAAUUUCUGAAAUGGAACUGGCUCCCAGUAGGGAUUCAGGAUGCAUCAGGGUUGGAGACCGGGUAAAGGUGAAAGCCUCUGUAAGUUCUCCAAAACAUGGAUGGGGAGAUGUCACUAGCAAGAGUGUUGGUGUGGUUACAGCUCUGGAUGGUGAAAGUUUGACCAUUGAAUUUCCUGAGCAUAAAUCUUGGAAAGGUCUAGUUUCUGAAAUGGAACUGGCUUCCAGUGCUGACUCAGGAUACUUCAGGGUUGGAGACCAGGUCAGGGUGAAAGCCUCUGUUAAUACUCCAAAAUAUGAGUGGGGAGAUGCCUCUCACAAGAGUGUUGGUGUGAUUACAGCUAUUAAUGGUGAAAAAAUGACUGUAGAUUUUCCUGAGCAUAAAUCCUGGAAUGGUUUAGUAUCUGAAAUGGAACUGGCUCCCAGUGCUGACCAAGGAUACUUCAGGAUUGGAGACCGGGUCAGGGUGAAACCCUCUGUUAAUACUCCAAAAUAUGAGUGGGGACGUGCUUCUCACAAGAGUGUUGGUGUGGUGAAAGCUAUUAAUGGUGAAAGUAUGACUGUAGAUUUUCCUGAGCAUGAAUCUUGGAAGGCUGCAGUCUCUGAAAUGGAACUGGCUCCCAGUGCUGACUUAGGACAAUUCAGGGUAGGAGACCGGGUCAGGGUGAAAGCCUCUGUUAGCUCUCCAAAGCAUGAAUGGGGAGGUGUAUCUCACUCAAGUGUUGGUGUGGUUAAAGCCCUUGAUGGUGAAAGAAUGACUGUGGAUUUUCCUGAACAAAAAUCUUGGACAGCUGCAGCUUCUGAAAUGGAACUGGCUCCCAAAGCUGAAAUAUUCAGAGUUGGUGACCGGGUUAGGGUGAAAGCCUCUGUUAGUACUCCAAAAUACAAGUGGGGAGGUGCCUCUCACAACAGUGUUGGUGUGGUUUCAGAGAUUGAUGGUGAAAGUUUGACUGUACAUUUUCCUGAGCAUGCAUCUUGGAAAGGUAUAGUUUCUGAAAUGGAGCUGCUUCCCAGUGCAUACUCAGAAUUCUGUAAUUUCAAGCCUGGAGAUAAGGUACGAGUGAAAGCCUCAGUAGAAAAACCAAAAUACCAAUGGGGAUCUGUCAGUCAUAAGAGUGUGGGCACGAUCAAAGCUCUGAAAAUGGUGGUGGACUUUCCUGAGCAUUCUGAUUGGAGUGCAGAUGCCUCAGACAUGGAACUGGCUCCAUAAUAAGUAAAUAAAGAAGACCAGAUUACAGCAUGAAUCUCCACAAGAAAAAUAUUGCCUAAUUCAAAAUGAUAUGCAAGUGAAUAAAUCAAAAACUGUGAUUUAACUGUAAUCUAAAUGUUGUCAGUAAAAUCAUAUCCUUAACUAUCACUAUCAGAUUUUGUGCAUAAGGUUGUCUAAUGAUGUUAACUAGUUUUGUGUCAUAUGCUUGAAUAUAAAUCAAUCAUAUUUGAAACAUCUGAGUAAGAUUUGUCUGUUUUACCUUCCCACUUAUAAAUUAAUGUGACAAUCCUGACUCUUUACAAUAAAUUUAUUUAUAUGA
Pygocentrus nattereri (red-bellied piranha) is the source of this 2138-nucleotide messenger RNA. Its product is annotated as E3 ubiquitin-protein ligase KEG-like. Gene Ontology annotation, molecular function: ubiquitin-protein transferase activity. Lineage: Eukaryota; Metazoa; Chordata; Actinopteri; Characiformes; Serrasalmidae. Gene Ontology annotation, biological process: protein ubiquitination; abscisic acid-activated signaling pathway; defense response. Bases 56 to 1819 code for a protein of 587 amino acids. The record is from RefSeq and is a predicted model, not a curated record. The transcript has 16 exons.